Molecule: messenger RNA, 1518 nt
Organism: Aspergillus wentii DTO 134E9
Lineage: Eukaryota; Fungi; Ascomycota; Eurotiomycetes; Eurotiales; Aspergillaceae
Exons: 6
Coding region: 1-1518 (505 amino acids)
Biological process (GO): transmembrane transport
Cellular component (GO): membrane
Molecular function (GO): transmembrane transporter activity
Source: RefSeq, a predicted model, not a curated record
AUGAACAACAUCGCCCCAGCCAAGAUAGACGUCGAGACGGUGGAGAAUGUCAAGCCAGUAGGGCUGGAGGAGCUUCCACUGCCGGUCGAACUCGCAUCGUUGGAUCGAGAUGAGAUCAAGAGGAUUGAGAGGAGUCUGGUGAAGCGACUAGACUUUUGCUUGUUGCCGGCGGUGGUUGUUCUCUUUCUGAUGAACAUUCUCGAUCGCAACAAUAUCGCCAAUGCAAAGAUCGCCGGUCUGCCGCAGACUUUGGGGAUUACCAAUACGCAAUAUAACACUUCGUUGAUGAUCUUCUAUGUUGGAUAUGUCAUCACUCAACUCCCAUCCAACGUCAUCAUCACCAAAGUCAAGCCGUCCAUCUACAUCGGCAGUGUGACAGCUGCAUGGGGCGUUGUCUCCAUGUGUCAGGCAUUCACUCGCAACUUUGCCGGUCUCUUCAUGAGUCGAUUCAUUCUCGGGCUGGUCGAGGGUCCAUUUCUCCCUGGCGUGUUUUUCUUGAUGUCGUGUUGGUAUAAACGCACAGAACUGCCUCCUCGCAUUGCUCUAUUAUAUGGUGCCAACAUGCUGGCGAGUGCCUUUGGAGGUCUCAUCGCAGCUGGUAUUGUCGCUCGCAUGGAGGGGAAACUAGGAAGGCCGGCUUGGGAAUGGCUCUUUAUCAUUGAAGGCUCCAUGACCAUCGUCAUUGCACUGUUGGUUAUUCCUUUUAUCCCCGACUAUCCAGGAUCUACAAAACGAUGGUGGUUGAACCAUCAACACCAAGUCCUUGCAGACUGGCGACUCCGAAAUGAAAACGCCGGCAUCGUCGAUGAUGAUCCGGGAUCUCUUCUUUGGGGCGUCAAACAAGCCUUUGUCGAUCCGAAGCUAUACAUGUUCAUCGUGCUGCAAAUGGCUCUUCUCACUGCACAGUCAUUCAACAACUUCUUUCCCUCGAUUGUGGGCACAUUAGGAUAUGACGAUACCAUAACUUUAUUACUAACUGCACCACCAUAUUUCUUCGCUUUUAUCUGCUCGCUUUGCAUCUCCUUUCAUGCGGCACAUGUCAACGAACGAGGAUACCACAUUGCCAUUCCUCUCGCCUUUGCCCUUUUGGGUAAUCUCCUAGCAAUGUUCGUCCCCUCCCUCGGCGGCCGCUACUUCAGCAUGUUCCUCAUGACAGCCGGUUCCUACUCCCCAUACAACCUCUGCGUGUCAUGGGUGAGCUCGACACUCCCCCGACCAAAGGCAAAACGAGCAGCUGCUCUGGCAAUCAUCAACUUGAUGGGCGCGGGCGUCGCCCACUUUUACACCUCGUACAUGUUUCCCGAUUCGCAGAAGCCGCGGUAUUACGCCGGCGGUGGGGUGAUGAGCGGUGCGUGUCUGGUGUGUGCGUGUAUGGCGCUGGGGAUCAAAUGGCAUCUCAAGAGGGAGAAUGCCAGAAUUGAACGGGCAGAGGUGGAAGAGGGCGUCGUGGCUGGUUCGGCUAUUGGGGCUUCGAAGCAGAAUGCGGAUGCGGUUUUGUCUUUUCGAUAUGUGCAUUGA